Molecule: messenger RNA, 738 nt
Organism: Entamoeba nuttalli P19
Lineage: Eukaryota; Evosea; Mastigamoebida; Endamoebidae
Product: lipid phosphate phosphatase, putative
Exons: 1
Coding region: 1-738 (245 amino acids)
Biological process (GO): phospholipid metabolic process
Molecular function (GO): phosphatidate phosphatase activity
Source: RefSeq, a predicted model, not a curated record
AUGUUAAAUUUUAGAUCGAUUAAACAACAAUGCACUAAAACACUAGUAAUUGAAUUUAGUAUUAGUAUUAUUCUUUUUGUUGGAGGAAUUCUUCUAAAAUCUUUACCAUCAUAUCAGAUGGAUAUUCCUCUUGAGAGAAAGAAUUUUAAUGCAACUUAUCCAUUAGUUUCUGAAACAUUUCCCUUUUUGUUUUGUUGUACUUUUUCAUGGUGUGUUCCAGUGAUUGUUAUUUUCUAUUUUGCACAGAAAAGAAAUUCAGCAAAGUAUUUCAUAACAUCAAUAACUUCUUUCUUCUUUGCAGUCUCAUUAUGUUUAUUCUUGACAAAUUCUUUCAAACUGUUUGCAGGAAAACCUCGUCCUAAUUACUAUUCACUUAUUGAUAAUAAAAAAGCAUCAAAAGUAUAUCAGUCAUUCCCAAGUGGACAUUCUUCUACAACAUUCAAUGGAAUGAUGUUUCUCACAUUAUUAUUAUGUGGAGAAUACAAAAUAUUUAAUGGAGAAGGUUCAAUCUUGAAAUUAAUUGGAUGUUGUCUUCCUUUGUUAUUUGGAUGUAUAGUUGCUAUUUCUAGAGUAAGAGAUUAUUUCCAUGGAUAUGACGAUAUUAUAGCAGGUUCUUUACUGGGGUGUGUUACUGCAUUAUUGUGUUAUGUAUUAAAAUUUAAGGUGUUAUGUUCAAGGAAUAGUGGUGAAAUAGAAACUGAAGAAUAUAGAGAAUUUGAUGAUAAUUAUAUCGUUUAG